Molecule: messenger RNA, 1972 nt
Organism: Vitrella brassicaformis
Lineage: Eukaryota; Vitrellaceae
Source: the annotation of a GenBank genome assembly
GAUCGAUCGGCGCGUGAUCUCCGCCAAGGGGCGUCGUCGAGCGACGACAAUCCGUCGCAAGGCAGCGAUGAUCGGUAGAUCUCGCGACACUCGCCUUCUUGCGAGUGGAAGCCGCUGAGGAGCUGUCCACCUUUAUUUAGUCCCAUGGACGCAAGCAAGGCUCAUCCUCUGCUGCCGCUGUUCGCCAGUUCCAUGUUCCUCACCUUCGGAGGGGCUCUGGCGGGCGGCUGGCUCAUCUCAAGAAAACCUGACAAAAGGCAGCUGCCAGACGGUUCGUGAGCCAACACAAACAAAUCACACACUGACUGACCCUCUGGCGUGUUGAUCUGUCAGAAACGUCCCGGCGCGAGACGUUUGACAAGAAGGCCCAUCGGUGGGACAAGGACGUCAGGACCGAUGAAUUCGUAAGGGGAAGGGAUGGACUGACUAUCUGACGAUGCGAUGCAGCACCACGCGAUCACUGCGGUUGUCCGCUCUCUGCCUUGCGUACUCGCAGUUUAUGGGCAUCGGCCGGUGGCGCAGAAGCAUGUGCGAAAGGGCCGAGGGGCACGUACUCGAGACGGCCGUCGGUACGCACACAACCGGGGGAGGGGGGAGGACGACAGCAUGCAAAGUCUUCUGCUGCCCCACCCACCAUCAGGAACUGGUCGCAAUUUCGCCUUCUACAACACAGCCAAAGUCAAAUCCGUUGUCGUAAGCUGACACUGCAACACACGAAGUGGGAGGGCUGACGGUGCGUUUGUUGUGUCGAUGGGGUCAUGCGCGUGGUUGCCUGGAAGGCCACCGACUUCAGCCGCAAAAUGCUCAAAGUCGCAUCGACAAAGAAGAGUACACAUUCUCGCACAGCGCUGCUCUAGCUGUGUCUGAUCUGAAGCCCUUUUCUCUCUUUCAUCUGCUGUCUGUCUGUCUGUCUGUGCACCGAUCAGAGUUCCUCGACCCGAUCCCGUCCCGCUUCGUCGCCUCGAACUCUCUCAAACUCGACUUUGGCGAUGACACCUUCGACACGGUCGUCGACACAUUCGGUCAGCCGAGGGAAAGGAAUGAGCGCGUGGGUGAGAGCUGGCCCAGUGAAAUGGACCUGUCUGUCGCCUUUACUGCAGGCAUCUGCUCCUACGAGAAGCCUGUCGAGACAAUCAACGAAAUGGCCAGGGUACGGGAGGGUGCAAACAGAACACGGCAAGGCAGACAGACGUCUGAGCACAGGUUUUUGUGUCGCGCUACUCGUGCAGGUGAUGAAGCCGUCGGGGAAGAUGCUCCUGCUGGAGCACGGUGCUGGCACGGGCAAUGCCAUCAACUGGUGGCUGAGGUCCAACCUUGUCCACCACGUCCACAAAUACGGAUGCUAUCACAACAGGCACGCACACAUGACAGACAGACAGACGCUAGUAUUGCUUGGCAAACUAAAUGUGUCUGUAUCUUUGCAGGAAGAUCGACCACAUCGUGAAACUGGCGGGCCUUGAUGUCACUGAGGUGGAGAGGAGACACGCAGGUACACAGGGAGAGAGAGAGAGAGAGAGAGAGAAGGAUCCACGAGUGGGGCGGACGUGCUGCUGCGUUGUGGUGUCUUGUGUUGUGUUGUGCGUAACAUCAUAAAGGAACGUCCUACAUGAUCAUCGCGACCAAGUCGUGCAGCGGCGCGCCGCUCAUGCGCACCCCGUCACAGCUCAAGGCAGACGAGGAGCGUGAGUUGAGCGAGGCGACGGCCGAUGAGGUCAACCCCGAGCGCUUCUUCGCCCUGCCGGGUGCGGCCUUCCGUGAGGUCUAUGAGGACCUCCCGCCCCCCGAAGAGCGGUCCAUCAUGGGCAACUUUGCGAUGUCCAUCUACGAGGACCUCGCGAAAAAGGUCCGCCUCAUUUGGCCAGACAAGAAGGAUGAUGAGGAUGAGGACAGUUUUGAGGACGGUCGUGAAGAGCAAACACUCGUGCCGUCGGCCAGUGAGAAGGACAGCGAGUGACUGGCAGUUUGGGGGGGG